AUGUCAAAAACUAACAAAAUAGAUAUCAACAAUUUAGAUCUCGAUUGUUUAUAUACUCUUGAAGAAUUUGAAUUCAUUAACAACCAGCUUAAAACACACACUUUAGAAAUUGAAGGGCAACCAGUCAAUCUCUUUGAUUUUGACAGAAACAGAAAACUUAUCCCUAUGCCACAAUCACCUUUCUCUAGAGAAUUGGGAGGAUUCAAUUUUGCUGUAGGAGGUGUUGAAACAAUCAGAGCAUCGAAUGUUGCCUACAUAACAAAAGAAACAAAAAAUCAGUUGGAUGAAUUUCAGAAUUGGAGUUUUAAAGAUGAUCCUUUCAUCUCCU
Molecule: messenger RNA, 328 nt
Organism: Acaulospora morrowiae
Lineage: Eukaryota; Fungi; Glomeromycota; Glomeromycetes; Diversisporales; Acaulosporaceae
Source: the annotation of a GenBank genome assembly